AUGGAGCGUCUGAACUGGGUAUCCAGCGCCGAUCCUAAGCUUGCUAGUGCAUCUGCGUGCGCGUUCUUUGCUCUGGGAACUUGCUGGAUGGUGAAGGUGGGGAAACGCCUUCACCACUCUUGGACUUUGUCAAGGUACAAGAUCAUCCUUGGUGCUUCGCCAUGUAUUCUCCUGAGGCUUGACUUGUGA
Molecule: messenger RNA, 189 nt
Organism: Prunus armeniaca (apricot)
Lineage: Eukaryota; Viridiplantae; Streptophyta; Magnoliopsida; Rosales; Rosaceae
Source: the annotation of a GenBank genome assembly